Messenger RNA from Xiphias gladius (swordfish), 9585 nucleotides. It is a transcript of the gene myo5aa, whose product is annotated as myosin VAa. Lineage: Eukaryota; Metazoa; Chordata; Actinopteri; Istiophoriformes; Xiphiidae. Gene Ontology annotation, biological process: actin filament organization; vesicle transport along actin filament. The transcript is spliced from 43 exons. Gene Ontology annotation, cellular component: vesicle; cytoplasm; myosin complex. The coding region runs from base 188 to 5815 and encodes 1875 amino acids. Gene Ontology annotation, molecular function: ATP binding; actin filament binding; microfilament motor activity. The record is from RefSeq and is a predicted model, not a curated record.
GAAACCUCAGCAGCCUCAAGCGUUUCAAGUUAUCAUGGCGACAAGAGACGCCGCUACACCUUGAGUCCCCGCAGCAACAAAGGAUAUCUUCCCCCGCUUCAUGAACACACACUCUGAGUCCCAUGCAGUGCGGAGACCUGCCGGAGUUUUAGCCCAGAUUGGAGAAAGGACAUAGCGAGUGACCGUCAUGGCAGCGUCGCAGCUGUACACAAAGCUUGCUCGGGUGUGGAUCCCCGAUGCAGAGGAGGUGUGGAAGUCUGCUGAGCUCACCAAGGACUACAAAAAUGGCGAUGCCUCCCUGCAGCUCAUGCUGGAGGACGGAACGAACAUUGAGCACAAGCUGGACCCCAAGACGAAGAACCUGCCUUACCUGCGAAACCCGGACAUCUUGGUAGGCGAGAAUGACCUCACAGCGCUCAGCUACCUCCACGAGCCAGCCGUGCUGCACAACCUCAAAGUCCGCUUCAUCGACUCUAAGCUCAUCUACACGUACUGCGGAAUCGUUCUAGUUGCCAUCAACCCGUAUGAGACGCUGCCAAUCUACGGAACAGACAUCAUCAAUGCCUACAGCGGUCAGAACAUGGGAGACAUGGACCCACAUAUCUUUGCUGUGGCAGAAGAGGCUUAUAAACAGAUGGCCAGGGAUGAGAGGAACCAAUCGAUCAUUGUGAGUGGGGAGUCCGGAGCGGGAAAGACGGUAUCAGCCAAAUACGCCAUGAGAUACUUUGCUACGGUCAGUGGCUCUGCCAGCGAGGCCAACGUAGAGGAGAAAGUCUUGGCUUCCAACCCCAUCAUGGAGGCCAUUGGAAAUGCAAAGACCACCAGAAAUGACAACAGCAGUCGUUUCGGCAAAUACAUCGAGAUCGGCUUCGACAACCGCUACCGUAUCAUCGGUGCCAACAUGAGAACAUAUCUGCUGGAGAAAUCACGCGUGGUCUUUCAGGCGGACGAGGAGAGGAAUUAUCAUAUCUUCUAUCAGCUCUGUGCAUCAUCCCAUCUGCCUGAGUUCAAGAAUCUGAAGCUGAGCAGUGCAAACGACUUCCUGUACACGAGACAGGGCCGCAGCCCUGUUAUCGACGGUGUGGAUGACACCAAGGAGCUUUGCACCACUCGCAAUGCCUUCACAUUGCUCGGUAUUAAUGAGUCUUAUCAGAUGGGGUUGUUCCAGGUUUUGGCUGCUAUUCUUCAUCUGGGAAACGUGGAAAUAAAGGAAAGAGAUUCAGACAGCUGCCUCAUUCCUCCCAACAAUCGCCACUUGACGGCAUUCUGCGAGCUGGUGGGCGUGACCUACCAGGACAUGUCUCAGUGGCUGUGCCACAGGAAGCUGAAGACGGCUGCAGAGACGUAUAUCAAGCCCCUCCCUCGUCUGCAGGCCACCAAUGCCCGUGACGCGCUGUCCAAACAUAUCUACGCCAAACUCUUCAACUGGAUUGUGGAGCACGUCAACAAGGCUCUGAUCACCAAUGUCAAACAGCACUCCUUCAUCGGGGUCCUCGACAUCUAUGGGUUUGAGACAUUUGAAAUCAACAGCUUUGAACAGUUCUGUAUCAACUACGCUAAUGAGAAACUCCAGCAACAAUUCAACAUGCACGUGUUCAAGCUGGAGCAGGAGGAGUACAUGAAGGAGCAGAUCCCCUGGACUCUGAUUGACUUCUAUGACAAUCAGCCCUGCAUCAACCUCAUAGAAGCCAAGAUGGGAAUCCUGGACUUGUUGGACGAGGAGUGCAAAAUGCCUAAAGGUUCAGAUGAUUCUUGGGCUCAGAAACUGUACAACACCCAUCUGAAGACCUGUACCCUCUUCGAGAAGCCACGCAUGUCCAACCGCGCCUUCAUCAUCCAACAUUUUGCCGACAAGGUCGAGUACCAGUGUGAAGGUUUCCUGGAAAAGAACAAGGACACUGUGAAUGAAGAACAGAUCAAUGUGCUGAAGGCCAGCAAGAAGUUUGACCUGCUGGUGGAGCUGUUCCGGGACGAGGAGAAGGCAACCAGUCCCACUGGUCAGGUCCCUGGGACUGGAGGCCGGACCCGCCUCAGCAUCAAACCUGACAAGAGCCGGGGAACAAGCAGCAAGGAGCACAAGAAGACCGUCGGCUGCCAGUUUCGUAACUCUCUGCAAAUGCUGAUGGACACUUUGAAUGCCACCACUCCACACUACGUCCGCUGCAUCAAACCCAAUGACUUCAAGAUGGCCUUCUCGUUUGAUCCUAAACGUGCAGUGCAGCAGCUCAGAGCCUGUGGUGUCCUGGAAACCAUCCGCAUCUCUGCUGCAGGUUUCCCAUCCAGAUGGACGUACCAGGAGUUCUUCAGUCGUUACAGAGUGCUGAUGAAGCAGAAGGACGUGCUCUCUGACAAAAAGUUGACCUGCAGAAACGUUCUGGAGAAACUAGUGCAGGACCAAGAUAAAUACCAGUUUGGUAAGACCAAGAUCUUCUUCAGGGCCGGCCAGGUCGCCUAUCUGGAGAAGCUGAGGGCAGACAAGUUGCGUGCUGCCUGCAUCCGCAUCCAGAAAACCAUCCGCUGCUGGCUGGCACGCAAGAAGUAUAUGCGCAAGCGCAGCGCUGCCAUCACCAUCCAGAGGUUCACCAGAGGAUACCAGGCUCGCUGCCUGGCCAAGUUCAUGCGUCGCACUCAGGCGGCCACCAUCAUCCAGAAGUACCAGAGGAUGUACAUGGAGAGGAAACGCUACAGGCAGAAGCAGGCUGCCGCCCUGGCCAUGCAGACGAUCCUCAGAGCUUAUAUGGCCCGGCAGAAGUACCAGGCGCUACUGCGGGAGCACAAGGCAGUGAUCAUUCAGAAACACGUUCGUGGCUGGUUGGCUCGGUGCUGGUACAAGCGCUGCCUUCACUCCAUCGUCUACCUGCAGUGCUGCAUCCGCAGGAUGAAGGCCAAGCGGGAGUUGAAGAAGCUGAAGAUCGAGGCUCGCUCAGUGGAGCACUUCAAGAAGCUCAACAAAGGCAUGGAGAACAAGAUUAUGCAGCUGCAGAGGAAGAUCGACGAGCAGCACAAGGAAAACCGGUCGAUCAGCGAGAGGCUUGUAGGUCUGGAGAGUUCCUACUCAGUGGAGAGCGAGCGAAUGCGUGGCGAGCUGAGCCGGCUGCGCGGGGCGGAGGAGGAUGCCAAGAACAAAGCCAACCAGUUGUCAUCGCUGCAGGAGGAGCUGGAGCGGCUGAGGAGGGAGCUGAGUGUCACGCAACAGGAAAAGAAGACCAUCGAGGACUGGGCGCAGACAUACAGGGACGAAAUGGAGAAAAUGGUCUCAGAGCUGAAGGACCAGAAUGGCUUGCUGAAGAAAGAGAAGGACAACUUGAACAGGUUGAUUCAGGAACAGAGUCAGCAGAUGACAGAGAAAAUGGCCCGUGCGAUAGCAGAGGAGACCCAGCAGCUGGAGACGGAUCUGAACGAGGAGCGAUCGCGCUACCAGAAUCUCCUGACAGAACACCUCCGCCUGGAGGAGAAAUACGACGACCUGAAGGAGGAGAUGGCUCUCUCCUCGAACGUCUCCAAGCCUGGCCACAGGAGAACAGAUUCCACCCACAGCAGCAACGAAUCAGAGUACACCUACAACUCAGAGUACGCCGAAUUGGAAGAAGGUUCCCGUGCCGCCGAAGAUGUGACUCGAGGACUAGACACCUCACUGACCCUCAAGCUUCAGAAACGUCUCACAGAGCUGGAGCAAGAAAAGCAGUCGCUGCGCAACGAACUGGAAAACAAAGAGGAGCAAUUCCAGCGGGCUAGAGCCAGGGAUGAUGAAGAGUUUAAAAAGGCUCGUGGGGCAGAGCUGGAGUAUGAGUCCCUCAAGCGUCAGGAGCUGGAGUCAGAGAACAAGAAGCUGAAACAUGACCUGGCAGAGAUGAGGCAAAGCCUGCUGGGUGACGCAGCUACAGGUGUUGGGGCCCCGGGCUCCCCUGCUUACAAGGUGCUGCUGGACCAGCUCAACGCCUCCUGUGAGGAGCUGGAAGUUCGCAAGGAGGAGGUGCUGAUCCUGCGCUCCCAGCUGGUCAGCCAGAAGGAAGCCAUGCACCACAAGGAUGAGAAGGAGACCAUGACUGAGCCAUCUGUCUAUGUCGAGGAUGUGUCGAAACUGAAGGACGCUGAUGAACUCAAACAAGCUUACAUAGGCCUCAAAGACACCAACAGAUCCGCUGCUCCAGACUUCCAUAAGCUGAAUGAGGAUGGAGAGCUGUGGCUGGUUAAUCAGGGCUUAAAGGAGACAAUCAGGUUACUGGAGCACCAGCUGCAGACUCAGCGGCGAAGUUACGAUAAUGAGGUGGAGGCGUUGCGCGGCGAGCUGCAGAAUGUCAAGGAGGAGAACAAUCGACAGCAGCAGCUUUUGGCCCAAAACCUCCAGCUGCCUCCAGAGGCCCGAAUCGAAGCCAGUCUGCAACACGAGAUCACCCGGCUCACUAAUGAGAACCUGGAACUCAUGGCCGAGGACCCCACAGCAUCGAGAGAGGCUCGAGUCAUCAUUUUACGACGGAUGGUUGAUCUCAUGGAGCAGCUUGAGAAGCAAGACCGAACCAUCCGCAAGCUCAAGAAGCAGCUGAAGGUUUACUCCAAGAGGAUUGGAGAGAUGGGAGCGGGUCAAACCGAGGGCCAGACAUCUCCAGGACAGAUGGUGGACGAGCCGAUCCACCCCGUCAACAUUCCCCGCAGGGAGAAAGACUUCCAAGGAAUGCUGGAGUACAAGAAGGAGGAUGAGCUCAAACUGGUCAAGAACCUCAUCCUGGAACUGAAGCCUCGCGGUGUAGCCGUGAAUCUGAUCCCAGGUCUGCCAGCCUACAUUUUAUUCAUGUGUCUGAGACACGCUGACUAUGUCAAUGAUGACCAGAAGGUCCGCACUCUGCUCACCUCAACCAUCAACAGUAUUAAGAAGAUACUAAAGAAACGAGGAGAUGACUUUGAGACCGUCUCUUUCUGGUUGGCUAACACCUGCCGCUUCUUGCACUGUCUGAAACAAUACAGCGGAGAUGAGGCCUUCAUGAAGCACAACACAUCAAGGCAAAAUGAACACUGUCUGUCCAACUUCGACCUGGCAGAGUACAGACAGGUGAUCAGUGACCUGGCCAUCCAGAUCUAUCAGCAGCUGAUCAAAUGCAUGGAGAAUAUCCUCCAGCCCAUGAUAGUCUCUGGCAUGCUGGAACACGAGACCAUCCAGGGCGUUUCGGGGGUGAAGCCCACAGGUCUCCGUAAGCGGACGUCCAGUAUCGCUGACGAGGGCACGUACACCCUGGACUCCAUCCUGCGGCAGCUCAGCGCCUUCCACUCCACCAUGUGUCAGCACGGCACCGACCCCGAGCUCAUCAAGCAGGUGGUGAAGCAGCAGUUCUACAUCAUCGGAGCCGUCACCCUCAACAACCUGCUGCUACGCAAGGACAUGUGCUCCUGGAGCAAAGGCAUGCAGAUCAGGUACAAUGUGAGCCAGCAGGAGGAGUGGCUCAGAGACAAAGGUCUGAUGACAUGCGGAGCCAAGGAGACUCUGGAGCCUCUGAUCCAGGCCGCUCAACUGCUGCAGGUGAAGAAAAAGACUGACGAGGAUGCCGAGGCCAUCUGCUCCAUGUGCCAGGCCCUCACCACUGCUCAGAUCGUGAAGGUCCUGAACCUCUACACUCCAGUCAACGAGUUUGAGGAGAGAGUGUCGGUUGCAUUCAUACGAACCAUACAGACUCGCUUGCGAGACCGUUGUGAGAGUCCCCAGUUGUUGAUGGACACGAAGAUGAUAUAUCCAGUCACCUUCCCGUUCAGCCCUUCCUCCCUCGCCCUGGAAACCAUCCAGAUCCCCAGCUCUCUCAACCUGGGGUUCCUCACCCGUGUCUAAACCGAGGCCCCACAGGACGGCUCUGAGCCCUGCAGCAUUUUUGUCUUAGUGGCCACUGUUGGAAUUGCAAGUCACAUGACACCCACUGGCACCAAAAAGCCCACAUACACAAUCAUCACAAGAGAAAUAAAGAAAUGUUUUUGAGCAUCACAAACACUACAAAAUUAGGAUUUGUAUCAACACAGUUUGAGCUAUUAUGUCCAAAAUAUUUAUUGAAAAGUCUAAUGGUGUCCUUGGUCUAAAUCUGGACAUGAACACACACAACAUGCGAAAUUAAACACUAAAACCCCAACACAUGCCGAACAUUCAACAUGCAUUGUGCAAUACUCACAUCCUCCGAACGUACACAUGCAUGCCUACUCUUACGUGCACCUUCUCUCUGACGAAAACGAACAGAUACACACAAAACCCACAGUCGCCGCUGCUGGUUUAAAUCUGGCUGUAAAACGCCAGAAUCCAUCCACUGCUUGUAUAAACGCCUGCCUCUUAGAGAAGCCACAUGACCAGAUCAAUGCCUCCAGUGCUCGCUCUCCAUCGACACCUGGGUCUGACUCAGUGAUCUCGACCCUAGUUACCCCAGCUCCCUCCUCUGUGUUUCAGCUAGUGGUUGUGAUAGUUCUUCUUGUCAUCGUCUCGGUCUCCAGUGAGAAUGUACGUAUCCACUCACGAGAGCAGGCUCAAAAGGAGGUGCUGAGACCUCAUGACAAGGAAUCACAUGGCAACUUGUAGUCCAGCCUGAUAUGUUAGGUUUGUACUACAAAGUGAAUUCUGAGUCUUAGUACAAAGCCAGUUGAGUGCGAAUGUUAGCUCUCUCCACCCCAUGUUGAGGUAACCACGAACCAGGCUUCAUUUUACUCUCUGAACACAGUCAAACCAAGACAGAACUCAUCGUCUGUACUAUAUUAUUUAUACAUAUAUAAAUAUAUAUAAAUAUGAAUAAUAUAUAUCAUGUAUUUUAUUUAUUGCAUUUACCUCCAUCCCCACCCUCCCUUUUUAAGACUAGAAGUUUUUCUCUCUCUUAAUUCCCAGGAUGAAGAGCUUUGUAAAGACAGCUUUAGUUCAAUUGCAGGCUGUUUAUGUCAAUACCAGGUAAAUGGUGUAGGAUAGUUUAACAAGUGGCGGCACAGAUGAUUAUCUGUUAAGUCACUUAACUUAGAGAUGUUGCUGUGUCAUUAUAUCCUACAUUUCUGGCAGAUGAAGUGUAGCACAGGAUUGACCUGAGGAGAGAUUUAGAAGGUACAAGGUUUAAACUCUGCCAAGGGUUUAACCUGCUAGAGUUUUUACUGUUUACAGCUGUGACUAGAGCUGAGCGUCACAGGAAACACUGGCACAAAGAUAUUUACUCACACAUGAACACUACAGUACAAACACAGAUCUAUAUAUAUAUAUAUAUAUACACAAACACACACACGUUACACUCUGCUUACUGCUGUGUUACUGGAGGUUUUGCACUUUCUUCUCUCUACUUGUCUUCUCUGGUCAGAACUUCGAAAAUGUUUUACUGUCAUCAUUGUGUAAUUAUUUAUUUCAGUACUGUCUUUUUCUUAUGAUCGUGUGUAUCGUAAAGCCAUGUAUCAUUGGGCAGAGUGGAGAGAGACGGUUUCACUGAAGUUGGUUUUGGACAGUUUGCCUCAAAUCCAUCCAGCUUUACAACAGUUUCCUCUGCUGUAUCCUCACACUAAUACUAACUGCAGCUUUGUGGACCGAUUCCUCUCACGUCUCCUAUCUGUCCAGCCCUAUGCCUUCCUGUUCAGUGGGCUUUAAUAACCACAAAAUACUGACAUAGUAAGAGUUUUUUUCUCCUUGGCACACAGAUUGUUUUGCUUCAGAUAUCCAGACAUAUUUGAUACUUACUGUCAAAGGCCGAGGGUGGUAUUGCACCACAUCAAUUACUCAGUCAGUAUGGCUACAGUGUGGUGUACAGCAGGCACUGGUGCCGCUGCUGCCCCCGUCGAGCCUGCAUGGGCUUAGAUUUACCAGCUACCAGAAAUUAACCCGCAUGCUACAGCUUUUUUUUUUUUUUUUUUUACUAUAGCGAUACCUUGGUGUAGCUGAGUCAUUGGAUGAGUGUCAGGGAAUCUGCCCAUGUUGUUACAAAAAGUCCUUUGUCUGCAGUAAACUUGUCCUGGCUGCCUUGUGUUUAGCACUUUGUUUACUUUCAUCGAUAUUACCAGUCAACCACAUUUGCCUCUUGCCCUUAUGUGAACCUUAUUUUGCCUAAUGACCUUAUCCCUUAACCAUGAAAUUUCCCUUUGAUAGAUUUUUUUGUUUUUAAGGUGCUUACAUACAUAGGAGAUUGUGAAUGGUCACCAGAACAGAACUCAGUACUUUCUUUUAUUUUAUUUUAUGAAAGGUUAGUCUUAGAAAUGAUUCCUCUGAAGCGACACACCAGGCAAGGAUGCAAAAUAUUUUACAGCAGCGAGAGCCAGGGAAGUAUCAGCGACUCAGUACGUGCUGAGAAAUACAAAUAAGUGACUCACGAAAUGCCACGAAGCAGACCGCUCUCACUCUGACAGGAACAAGCCACAGAUGAAAACAAAUUAUACGUGGAAUAAAGAGAAUUUAGUAUGUGAAGUUGUUUUGUGUUGCACUUGUCUUUGAAAAUAAUUUGAUGUCCAUAUGUUCACAUUGGGACCAUUUUAAUCAGUCUGCCUUUUGAUAUAUUGUUUGGAUUUAUAGGUAGCUUAAAGUCUGGUCUGUCGAAAGAGAACAUAUCUGAAGAGAGAGACGGUAACUGAAGGAAUGAAGUAACCAUAUGAAUGUUAAUAAUGUUAAUGAAGUGUAUCAUGAUUUUAGCUGCACGUUGUGGACGAAGCCUUAUCUGAAUUAUUUAACUGAAUGAUUUACACACAUAAUCAACAUUGUGGCAUUGUUUAUGUUUUUUUCUGUCAGUGCAGUAUUUUUUCCCACUGUAAAAUGAAUAGAAAUUGUUACGUGUGAUCAUUUUUAUUUUGUUGAGGAGUCCAUUGUCCUAAAGUUGGUGUCACAGAUGGGUUGCUGUCAAAAUGUACUUUUUAUACAUUGCAGAGGAAUUUGGAUAAAUAAUAGGUGGAUAUGGAUUGUAAAAAGAAGUACCUCACACUUAAGAGCUUUUUUUUUUUUUUCUUUUGAUUUCACCCUUUUUACACAACUGUGGUCCCUUAAGCCUCCUCUACCACAUUCCCUGUAUGAUUUGGCGCUUCCUUUUUGCAGUGAUUUCUCUUGCUGUCUUAUUACAACUAUCAGUUAACGCAAGCCACAGGUAAGAAGACACACUCUUGUAACUUUCAUGGAUGCAUCACCAGCCUUCUCAGCCUCAGACUAUCCUUGUGGACUGAUGUAUGGAGAGCGUAGAAUGGGAAGGCUGGCCUAGUUUCAGAGGAGAUUCAUCGGUUCGUAUUGUCGAGCAGAGCUGCGGCGACUUGCUCCCCUGGGCUUCUCUUGGGCUCUCAAAACAGGAGAAAAUGUCAUUCCUUCACUCUGUGUUUUUACAUCAAGGAGAGAGUUGGUUGUAUGAUAUGACGUAGACAUUAUAAAUUACCAUUGUUCUUAUCAGCACUAGCGUCGAUUGUGCCAUUUUAAAAAAAAUAAAUUGUUACCCCAGCUGUUGUGGUACUGGUGUGAACAUGCUGAAGCUAGUACCAAAAUCUUUCCUCUCUAAACCCAUGUGUACAUUUGACAAACUGGACUGUUUGUAGUUUCUGGUAGCUGUGCUUAGUGAAUGUGUUCACCGUUAAGAAACUAAGGAACUUGGAAUAAAUUGUCAAAUCUGUAAAAGUAAAAUAAAAGAA